Penicillium taxi is the source of this 1329-nucleotide messenger RNA. Its product is annotated as cystathionine beta-lyase STR3. The transcript has 2 exons. Gene Ontology annotation, molecular function: pyridoxal phosphate binding. Gene Ontology annotation, biological process: 'de novo' L-methionine biosynthetic process; transsulfuration. Bases 1 to 1329 code for a protein of 442 amino acids. The record is from RefSeq and is a predicted model, not a curated record. Lineage: Eukaryota; Fungi; Ascomycota; Eurotiomycetes; Eurotiales; Aspergillaceae. Gene Ontology annotation, cellular component: cytoplasm.
AUGUCGGCAUCAGGAUCUGGAGCGCCCAACGAUGUGUCGAAACCAUCAGGUUUCACUAAGAAGGCAUUCCCACACGUUGACUUGCAAGGCAAUGACCUUCCGCCUUCUCCUGCUCCCUCCAGCCCUCAUGGAGGUCGUCGGUAUAAUAUCGCCACCGAGCUAGUCUUGACCGAGAGCAAUGACCAGUAUAAUGCCAGCAGUGUGCCAAUUUAUCAGAGUGCUACCUUCAAGCAGUCAUCCGGCAGCGGAGGCGGCGAGUACGACUACACCCGGUCUGGUAACCCUACUCGUACACACCUUGAACGACACCUGGCCAAGAUCAUGUCAGCACAGCGUGCUCUCGUCGUGUCUUCCGGCAUGGCCGCGCUCGAUGUGAUCACCCGUCUUCUGCGCCCCGGCGACGAGGUCGUAACCGGCGAUGACCUCUACGGCGGCUCCCACCGCCUGCUCAAGUUCCUCUCAACCAACGGAGGAAUUAUUGUGCACCACGUUGACACAACCAACCCCGCCAAAGUCCUGGAGGUGCUAAGCCCCAAGACCGCCAUGGUUUUGCUGGAGACCCCGACCAACCCAUUGAUCAAGAUCGUCGACAUCCUCGCCAUCGCCACCGCUGCUCACGAAGCAAACCCCACUUGUCUAGUGUCUGUAGACAACACCAUGAUGUCGCCACUUCUCCUGAACCCCCUCGAGCUGGGUGCUGACAUUGUUUACGAGAGCGGCACUAAGUACUUGUCCGGCCACCACGACCUCAUGGCCGGUGUCAUUGCCGUAAACGACCUCACUCUCGGUGAACGCCUCUACUUCCCAAUCAACGCAUCUGGUUGUGGCCUCUCACCUUUCGACUCAUGGCUCCUGAUGCGCGGUGUCAAGACGCUCAAGGUGCGCAUGGACCAGCAGCAAAUCAACGCGCAGCGCAUCGCCGAGUUCCUCGAAACUCACGGAUUCAAGGUGCGGUACCCAGGCCUGCGCUCGCACCCGCAGUACGACCUGCAUCACUCCAUGGCGCGGGGCGCUGGAGCUGUGUUGUCCUUCGAGACCGGUGACGUCGAUGUCAGCGAGCGUAUUGUUGAGAGCGCCAAGAUUUGGGCUAUUAGUGUUAGUUUCGGCUGCGUUAACAGUCUGAUCAGUAUGCCUUGCCGGAUGAGUCAUGCUAGUAUUGACGCGAAGACACGGGCCGAACGUGCCAUGCCUGAGGAUCUGAUCCGACUGUGUGUUGGUAUUGAAGACGCUGAUGACCUGAUUGAUGAUCUACGACGAGCGCUUGUUGAAGCUGGUGCUGUUCGUGUGACGCUGGACGGCAUCGAGGCUAACAAUGCCGUCUCUGCGUAA